AUGGCUGUUGAAAGAGAAAGUUGCAUCAACUACAUUCACUUCAAUGGAAAAGUUUUUUACAACAAUGGUGAAUCAUGGAGCCUCUCAAAAGUUACCAGAGGUUACUGUCAGCCUCAUAAAGAUGCAGCAGAACAGACUGAAUGUGAUGAACUUGAUAAAAGACUUAAAAAUUUACCCAGAGUUACAGUGAGAGUAACACCAGACAGAUCUGUGUUCACUGGAGAGACAGUCACUCUGAAGUGUGAGAUAGAGGAUCAGUACAGAUCAUUUAACUGGACAUAUCUGUGGUAUAAAGGCAGAACUGGGACUUCAGUGUUUGAGGGAAACAUCUACACCAUCAGAUCACCAUCAGAUCAGGAUGAGUUCUGGUGUAGAGGAGAAAGAGUUGGACGACCCUUAUCCUCACAGUACAGUGAUCAUGUGACUCUUUCUGUUAAAGCCGCAGGAUCUUCAUCUCUUGGUCUUAUUGUUGGUCUGUGUCUUGGACUGAAUGUCAUGUUUUUGGUCUUUUUCUUGGCCCUGCUGUGGUGCUACAAAAACAAAAAACUCUCUCAGUGUCCCUCAGCUGUCAGUCAACAGCAGAACAUCAGUCAGACAUCAGAUCAGAAACAGACUGAAGAUGGUUACAUUUCACUACAGACUGGAGAGGCUCAUCUUUAUGACUAUACAACAGCUAAUAAAGACACAGGCACAGCGACUCAGGCUGGCCCCAGUGAUGCCGUGUAUUCACAGGUUAACGUCAAGAAAAAUAAACUCAAGAGCAAAGACAAUGAAAGUGAAUCAGCUGAUCUCACCUAUGCUGAUAUUGAACUGAAACCUAAAAAAGAAAUGAACACAAGAAAGAAAAAGAAGAAAGGGAUUAACAGUGAAAGUGAAGACACUGUAUACUCUAAACUGAAGAACGGGAGAGAUCAAGAUGUUGCUUCUGGAUCUGUUGAUGUGACUUAUGCCUAGAUUUACUAAAAGAGAGGAGAAAAUACAGCAAUACUUUAACUAAUGCUUAAUAUUAUCCAUCCAAACCUUCAUGUAUAUCAGAGUAAAAGCAUGCUAAUCUUUGAUUGUCUAAUAGCACGAUAGUGUUUUUAGCAUAUUUUUUUAUUAAGGUUUGAUGUCUGGUGUGCAGCUUGUAGCAUGAAAGAUGACUUGAACUUCAGUCCUGACCUAAUAUACAUGAAUAAUCUUUUCAGUACAUCCCCAUUAAGGGCCCUAUUUUAACGAUCUAAGCGCAUUGUCUAAAGCGCA
This is a messenger RNA of Misgurnus anguillicaudatus (oriental weatherfish), 1242 nucleotides long. Lineage: Eukaryota; Metazoa; Chordata; Actinopteri; Cypriniformes; Cobitidae. The record is from RefSeq and is a predicted model, not a curated record.